This is a messenger RNA of Oreochromis aureus, 1975 nucleotides long. Its product is annotated as CD209 antigen-like protein A. The record is from RefSeq and is a predicted model, not a curated record. The coding region runs from base 77 to 673 and encodes 198 amino acids. The transcript is spliced from 7 exons. NCBI's taxonomy places the organism in Eukaryota, Metazoa, Chordata, Actinopteri, Cichliformes, Cichlidae.
GCCCAUGCCAUUCCCAAUAUGCGCUGGCUGACGUCGGGGCAGCCAAAAUAAGUUUGUUCUUAAAUACGAAUCUGACAUGGAUUGUGAAAAUGGAGCUGAUACUUCGACCAGAAAAAGAAAACUCUGCAGACUGGUUGUUUUGAGCUUUGCACUUCUGUGUAUUCUUCAAGCUACACUCAACAUUUCACUGCGACUGGCUUUUUACAGUUCUGAUACAACAACAACACCAGAUUGUGAGGCCAUUAUUAAAAACUUGACUAAACAACAAGACAUGAAAAUGAAUGAAUUAGCUUGCUAUAUCCAACAAGGAUGGAUAUACUUCAACCACAGUUUAUAUUACGUUUCAUCUACUAAAAACACCUGGAAUGACAGCAGAGAGGACUGUCUGCAGAGAGGGGCAGACCUGGUGAUUAUCAACAGCAGAGAGGAACAGAACUUCAUAAGAGAGUUUAAAACUCGGACAUGGAUUGGACUGACUGACGCUGAAAAAGAACAGACAUGGAAAUGGGUGGAUGGGACUACACUUACCAUCAGUUUCUGGGACACUGACGAGCCUAACAGUCUUGUUAGAGAUGAAGAUUGUGCAGAAAUCUAUUUCUAUAGAAGAGAAAACUCCUGGAAUGACACACCGUGUGGCAGAAAAAAUGUCUGGAUUUGUGAAAAAAAAAUGUAGAGAUAAUUUAACCCACCAGAAAAUAAUAAGAUGUAAAAUCAUGACAAAUAAAUGUAUUCAUAUAAUAUCACCAUUCAUUUCAGGUAGUCAGCUGAUUUGAAGUGAAAGCAGAGAGGCAGAAGAAAAGACAACCAACAUAAUACUUUGUUUAUAAAGUUGGUGUGCAGGCUGUUGUCUGUAUGUCAUACAUAGAAAAAUAUUUAAAUACUGUUCAAAUUAUGUGAUUAUCUUCAUUUUUAUACAUAUAAAAUAAACCUCUGUCCCAGUGUGUCUUUGUACAACACAUGUACAAAGACUCUUCAUACAUGUAUUGUUAGCACUGAUCUACUUUGAGCAAACAUAAUCAUGUGUGUUUGCAAAUAAGAUCAAAAAUAUUUUGUUCAUUACAUUAUGACAGCAAAGACUGUUUCUCAGAUUAUGUGUGACAACAUGAGCCUGGUUUGACUUACUGGAAAACAAGUAAAUGACUUCAACAUUUUGGAAACUAAAUGAGGAAAAAAAUGCAACUAUCCAUGUGGAAGAUUGUCACAGUUACCAUUUUUUAAGGGUGCCAGAAAAAACACAAAUAAUUUGUAGAUAGAAUGAUGUGAGGUUGCCUGACUGUUCUGACUGCUUGUAUUCAGUGUCAUUUUGUCAUUAGUAAACGACAUAUACUUCAUUAAAAGGCCUGGAAUAGCUUUUUCUUGUUAAAAAAAAAGUUGUCAUUUUACAUGCAACAUCUGUUUAUGUUUAAUGGUCUACAGAAUUAUGUAAACAGCAUACAUAGCAUUACAACAGGUAAUCAUGUACAGGUACUCAGACUUCCCACAGCCAGAAGGCAUGCAUUUGGUUACGUUAAUUAGGUUGGUGAUUCUAAAUUUAAAUAAGUACAAGCAAGCAUAUUCUUAGUAUGGAUAUAAGCCUUUAUUGUUUGUUUGUUUGUUUGUUAAUUUAUUUCAAACAUGUAAAUAAUAUACAGGUAUAUUUAGUAAAGAAGAUAAGAGAGAAAAAAAAUACUAUACAAAAGUCAAUACAUUUCAAUAUUGCUACCGUUCUGAUUCAUUUACAUGUUGAAUGGGAGUGGGAAGAAGUACACACUUAUUUAAUCCCACCCCUUUGCCAUAAAUUGUCAGUUAAUAUUUAGUCAGCUUCCUUACUGAUAUAAUCUGUAAUAAAAAUAGUGAACAGAUUUCUGAUAUAAUAUAUACUAUAUACUAUAAUAUCACAUCAUGAAAUUUUUUUAAAUAGAGAUUGUGGCGGAGGUGUGGUCCUGGGCUCGGCUGCAGGGGAGGAGUGGUGCAGUGAGCUCAACGGGGCGGUGCU